Molecule: messenger RNA, 150 nt
Organism: Durusdinium trenchii
Lineage: Eukaryota; Dinophyceae; Suessiales; Symbiodiniaceae
Source: the annotation of a GenBank genome assembly
AUGAAUGCGUACAAUGGCUGUAUUUUCGCCUAUGGUCAGACUGGCUCUGGCAAGAGCCACUCGAUCAUGGGCGAUGUACACAACGAGGACGAACAAGGAAUCCUACCACGUGCUUGUACCCGCCUCUUCAGCGUGCUGGAGCGACAGUGA